UAAAAUAUGAAUUGUGUCUAUGUACUGUUUUUAUCAUCUUCUAUAACACACUUAUUCCACGAUAUGUUUUUAAUAUAACGUAUAACGAUACUCUUAUAUUUCGUGUAUCUAUAGUGUAUCUAUAGUCUCAUCAAUUUUUCACCGCGUAAUAAUAGAAAAUUAUUAAAUGAUGGAAAUUAUUAAAUUACAUUUACCCUCUUAUAUUGUCUUAAUAAUAGUGUAUAGAUGUAGAAGAAAUUUUAUAAAAAUGAAGACAUUCAGUGUACUUGCCGCAAGAUCAGUCAGUUGUUUCGUUGUCAAAACUAUUCCAUUCGCGGUGCGACAUGGUAUUUGCAGGUGAACGCUGUUUUAUGCUUCAUCGAAUUCUGCUCAUCGCUAUGGGAUUAUGGCCAUAUCAGAAACCACUUAUUUGGAAAAUACAAGCAGUUUUUUUCUUCAGUGCAUACUGCUCCAUUUUAUUUUCUCAGUUGCUGAUGUUUGCAACGAUAGCGUGUAACAUAGACUGUACCUUAAAAAGAUUUUCUUAUGUUUGCAUUACUAUUGCUUGUAUCAUGAGUUACUACUCUUUCUAUUUCAAUUCUGAAAUUGUAAAGAAAGCGUUGCAACAUAUGCAGCUCGACUGGAAAAUGUUUGAAAAUAGUGAUGCAAUGAAAAUAUUUGAAGAAUAUCUCUUUGAAUCUUAUAUUUUUAUGAUAUCUGCGAAUAUUCUUGGUGCAGUGAGUGGAGUUUUCUUUAUGACUAUUGAAUGUAGAUCUAUCAUUCUUGAUGUUAUCGUACCAAUUAAUAAAUCCCGACCACGUAAAGUUGAAAUGGAUCUCGAACUUUUCGUCGAUGAAGAACAAUAUUUCUUUUUAUAUUUAGCGCAGGAGUUACUAGGAAUAGGAAUCAGUGCUUGGUCGCUGGUUACGACUGGAACCUUCCUAAUUACAAUAGUGAAACAUUUAUGUGCAACAUAUAAAAUUGUUAGUUAUUUAAUCCAAAAUACAGUAACUAUCCAUACGCUACAACUUCCUAUUGUUCAAAGAAUACAAUACAUGCAGCGGAAUAUUUGUCUUUCAGUUUACAUUCAUAGAAGAACAUUGGAGUUCUGCAAAUGCUUGUUACUUUCGUUUGAAAUGUGGUAUUUUCCAUUACUUGUAAUUUGCAUAUUGUCUUUAAGUUGUCUUCUAUUUCGCUUAUACAAUGCUAUAAUGCAGUUCAAUGACUUACAUGAUAUUUUAAUGUCCUGUGUAUUUUUGUUGUGUUAUCUCAUAUAUAUGCUUAUGUCAAAUUUUCUUGGACAAUCUUAUACCGAACACAGUGUAAAAAUAUUAGAAUCUACGUAUGAUACUCUUUGGUAUAUAGCGCCACUACCGAUUCAGAAAUUAUUUUUGAUUAUGCACAAAUCUAUAAAGAGUCAUAAAGUGGUGUUGGGUAGUCUUUUCGUUGCGUCCAUAGAAGGAUUUUCUACGGUAAUAAAUUACGUAUUACUAACAUAUAUAGUAACUUCAAUGAAUAUAUUUAGCAGUUGAAGAAGCUUGCUGAUAAAUAUUUAAUACUUAUUGUCCAUGUGAACAAUUCUUGUUUCAGCUUAUUACUACGGCUGUAUCAUAUUUCACUUUUAUGCGUGCUGUGCGUACAUAAUUACGAAGUGAUAACAACAUGGCGAAGAAGAUUUCUUGACAGUAACGUUUAUGUUCGUAAAAAUAAUUGUUCUUACGAAUAUAAUUAAUGAAACUUUUCUAGGACUAAGAGCUACUUGUGUUAUACGAUAUUACAAAUAUGAGUAACUGGCACAUUGGCACGUUUCGACUAUUUCGGGCAACAUUAUUUAAUUAUAUUUAUAUUAAUAGUAUAAAUAUUAUAUUAAUUUAUGUACCUAUUUUUUGGGGAAUAUCAUUUGCUAAGUAUUAUAUUAUAAAGUAUUAUUAUUAUGUUGUAUUGUAACAAAAGUUUGUAGCGUUGUUUUGGUGAAAUUCCAAAGUAAUUAUGUGUAUAAAUAUUCAUUCAAUCACA
Messenger RNA from Ooceraea biroi (clonal raider ant), 1995 nucleotides. RefSeq lists its product as uncharacterized. Gene Ontology annotation, biological process: sensory perception of smell; detection of chemical stimulus involved in sensory perception of smell. Gene Ontology annotation, cellular component: plasma membrane. The record is from RefSeq and is a predicted model, not a curated record. Lineage: Eukaryota; Metazoa; Arthropoda; Insecta; Hymenoptera; Formicidae. Gene Ontology annotation, molecular function: olfactory receptor activity; odorant binding.